AUGGCCAAAUUGCGCAGUGGUAAGGGUGACAACAUCUCACCUGCUCCUCCAACGUCGUCUGCUCAAACUCCAUGCCCUCUGAUGGAGUUCCUAGACCGGGAGGAGCUGGUCGCCACGAGCCGCCUGGACGAGUUCCGGCGCUUCUUUGACCUACAGAUUCAAUUCUGGGAUGAAUUCCGCCUCAAGCUAAAGGCCUGGGUCUCCUCGUUCUCCAGCUGGGUCAGCGUCCUCAACAUGGAAAGUGAACGUCGCAAGAUCGCCGAAACCUUCCUCGAGGAAAACGGACCCAAGUUCUGGGGCAGCGAUAAAACCCGCCAGAAGUACCUGAUGCAAGAAAGUAUCGAGUCCCGCGAUCUGUGCCUGUGGCCGGAGCGCAAAGAGGCCAUGAUCCGAGGAUUGAUGCUGCUCCUGGAGAAGACCGCCAAGCUCACAAAGGAGAGAAGUGCUGAUUCUUCUCUGUCGACAAUUCCCAACCUGUCGAACAUGAUGACCCAGUCUCCGCUCACUCCCACGCCUUCUCGACUGAUUGAUCGCAACGUGCUUCUCCAGUCUCAGACACCGAACAACUGCUCUCCGGCCAGACCGCUGCCUCUCCAUCUAGCUCUUCGCAACCCUACCCCAGCGACUACCACUCUGAGCCAGGAAAACUUUGCCAGCAUCGAGAACGAAGAGGUGUUCAUGGCCGGAACCUCGUGUCUGGUCCGCGAGGAUGGGGUGACCGACCGACCGAGUGUCUGCACCCCCUUCCAGCACUUUGUGACGUCGGAGCGCUUUUUGGAUGUCAUGGCCGAGAGCUGCGGGCUGCCACUCAUGGCUGAUCCUAGCGCCCUCCUGCUUCAUCGGGAGUCUCCCGUCGUGUCCCGUCGUGUUGUGGUGUCGGCUAUGGCCUGGCCCAGGUGGACGACUACCUCAUUCCCCAUCCGAUUGGGAUACGAAGGUGAUAUGCAGGUGCUGAUGAACAAAGUGAAGUACGCCUGGCAGGCGAAGUCACGGGGGGAAUUCCCCUGUUUCGAGUUUGAGAUUGAGGUUGUGCUGGUGGUGGAGGAGUGUUAG
This is a messenger RNA of Penicillium lagena, 1053 nucleotides long. RefSeq lists its product as uncharacterized. Lineage: Eukaryota; Fungi; Ascomycota; Eurotiomycetes; Eurotiales; Aspergillaceae. Bases 1 to 1053 code for a protein of 350 amino acids. The transcript is spliced from 4 exons. The record is from RefSeq and is a predicted model, not a curated record.